This is a messenger RNA of Theobroma cacao (cacao), 1564 nucleotides long. Its product is annotated as GTP-binding protein Era-like protein. Gene Ontology annotation, biological process: ribosomal small subunit assembly. Lineage: Eukaryota; Viridiplantae; Streptophyta; Magnoliopsida; Malvales; Malvaceae. The record is from RefSeq and is a predicted model, not a curated record. Gene Ontology annotation, molecular function: rRNA binding; ribosomal small subunit binding; GTP binding.
AAUUAUCCGAUGUUUAAAAUUCAGAAAUGCAGGAACAGUUCCAGUGAAGCUGUCGAAGAAGCAGAGUACACAUUCGAGCUCCGAUAAUGGAGCUAGUAGCUCUUCACAUUUCUCCGACGUUCGUGAGGGAAAGUUUCUUGACCGCCAGACAUAACAAGCCCUCUGUUUUCCUUCACUACGUUAGAAUUCGGUACGAAAAAUCGCGGUUCCGAUUUGAAGCUCGAAAAGCCGGUUCCCGGUGCUGGAAUCCGAACAAGAUUUCCCGGUUAGAUUUUAUCCAACAGGAACUUGAAAGAAACAGCGUCAUAGAAGAUUCGGAAGAAGAAGCGAGUAUAAGUGGUGACGAGGAGUCUUUUUUGUCUUUGAGUGAAAAGCCAGAUAGGUACAUGGCUUUGCUUGACGAGUACGAGUUAGAAGAGCUUGAUUUUGCCUCUCACGCUAACCACCGCAGCGGGUAUGUGGCUGUACUUGGGAAGCCAAAUGUUGGAAAGAGUACACUUGCUAAUCAAAUGAUCGGUCAAAAGUUGUCGAUAGUUACAGAUAAACCUCAGACUACGAGGCAUCGAGUCCUUGGUAUAUGUUCUGGCCCAGAAUAUCAGAUGAUACUAUAUGACACUCCGGGUGUCAUUGAGAAGAAAAUGCACAAGUUGGACUCUAUGAUGAUGAAGAAUGUCCGAAGUGCUGCCUUAAAUGCGGACUGUGUUAUUGUUCUUGUUGAUGCAUGUAAAGUGCCUGAAAAAAUUGAUGAAGUGUUAGAAGAAGGUGUAGGAGAUAACAAGUGUAAGCUGCCCACUUUACUGGUUUUGAAUAAGAAAGAUAUGAUAAAACCUGGAGAAAUCGCAAAAAAGCUUGAGUGGUAUGAGAAAUUUACUGAUGUUGAUGAGGUCAUACCUGUGAGUGCAAAGUUUGGUCAUGGGGUAGAUGAUGUUAAGGAUUGGAUAUUGUCAAAACUUCCGACUGGGCCACCUUACUAUCCAAAGGACAUUGUCAGUGAGCACCCAGAGAGGUUCUUUGUAGCUGAACUUAUCAGAGAAAAGAUAUUUAUGCAGUACCGCAAUGAGGUUCCUUAUGCAUGUCAGGUAAAUGUCGUGAGCUAUAAAACCAGGCCAACUGCAAAAGACUUUAUAGAAGUAGAAAUUGUUGUUGAGAAAGACUCCCAGAAAAUCAUCCUAAUUGGAAAAGGAGGGAAGGCUCUGAAAAUACUUGCAACAGCUGCUCGACUUGACAUAGAAGAUUUCUUACAGAAGAAGGUCUUCCUUGAGGUUCAAGUGAAAGUAAAAGAGAAUUGGCGGCAAGAUGAAGGGCUGUUGAGGUACUAUGGCUACGGGGGGCAGAUUCAAGCACUAUAACAUUUGUCCCACAUUUGAUACAAGUUAUCUUCUUGUAAUAGUAAAGAGUAGCUGUAUGGUUGUAUGAUGAAAAAUGUUUUCAAUCAGUUUUGGACUGAGUAGGUUCAAGAAGUAUGGCAUUGGUGUCAGAUUUCAUCAUCCAGAAAUUUGUUUCCCGUAGGCAAUAUGUUCAAAAUCCAUCCAUAAAAUACAAAUAUAUCAUUAAUAUUUGGUCA